Molecule: messenger RNA, 4620 nt
Organism: Pristis pectinata (smalltooth sawfish)
Lineage: Eukaryota; Metazoa; Chordata; Chondrichthyes; Rhinopristiformes; Pristidae
Gene: plekhh3
Product: pleckstrin homology, MyTH4 and FERM domain containing H3
Exons: 13
Coding region: 241-2562 (773 amino acids)
Biological process (GO): signal transduction
Cellular component (GO): cytoskeleton
Source: RefSeq, a predicted model, not a curated record
GUUUGGGGCUGGCUUGGUGACGCAGUAGUACUGGUCUGGAGGGAGCAGUUGGAACACUUGUGGCUUUGCUGCUCUCUCUCUCUUCCCCCUACUGCAGGAGGGCAAUGACAGUGUGAGACUGGACAGCUACAGCAGGGCUUCUUCUUUCGCUGGCCACUCAGAGCCAGUCUCCACUGAGGCAGGACUUUGAGGAGAGGAGCCACGGAUGCCGGGAGGCCUGGGAAUAAGGCCUACAUCCCAAUGCCUCUGCGAGGUUUGUGUUGGCUCCUUUGCUGCCGACAAGGUUUCCGUUUGCUGGGCCGGGAUUAUGGUGAAGCUGAUAAAGCAGAAGAGCUUGUGGAACUGCAGAGGGAACAAGUCAGGACGGUUUCUUCAGAUCAGAGUCUAAUUGGUGUGGAGGUCCCCGAGGUUCACCACAGACCAGAAGCUCCAGAGGAAAUGAGAAGUCUAAUCAUCCAAGAAGUGAAAAGAGAAACAAUAGUUGUCGAAGGGAACAUCAUCAUCCAAGGUUGGCUCUUCCUGGAGCUGCCAACCAACAUGAAGAUGCCUUGGCCAAGUAUUUGGAAACGUUGGUUUGUGCUUACACAGGACUCAUUGGAUUACUACACCAGCAGUGCAAUUAAUGCCAAGCGACUUGGCUCAAUGGUCCUGACCAGCCUGUGUUCUAUCCAAGGAGAUGAUGGGAGCUGCUUCAGAGGAACAGGAUACUGGAACCUCACAGUCUAUGGACGGAAACAUCACUACCAACUGUACACCAAAAGGUUGAGUGAGUGUAUCCAAUGGACCCGCGCCAUUCAGAGCGUCAUUGAUCGUAAAGCUCCUGUUGAGACACCGACUUUGCUUCUGAUCAAAGACAUUGAGGAGAAUUUGUCCAAUGCUGAAACUGUGGAACAUAUUUACAAAUGGAAUCCUAUUCUGCAGCACAGCCAGAAACCACUGUAUGCCCCCCUCCUUCCAUUCCCCUAUGGAGCUGUCAGCCACUGCUUCAAGAGUACCAAAGGUUACACAACUCUUCAGGAUGAAGCUCUCAAGGUCUUCAAUUCAUUGCAGCAACUUGAGACCGAACGAGAUCCAAUCCCACUCAUCCAGGGUAUCCUGCAGACUGGCCUUGACCUGGAGUCUCUCCGCGAUGAGAUGUACUGCCAACUGAUUAAACAGACCAAAAAUCCUCCACGUGUAGGAGACAUCAGUGACCUGCGGAACUGGCAACUGCUCACCUGCAUGAGCAUCACGUUCCUGCCCAGCAGCACUGUCCUCAACUACCUGAGGUUUCACAUCCAACGAUCACGACAGCAGUUCCCAGGGACUGAAAUAGAAUGGUAUGCAGAAUUCAUCACACGUUCACUGACGAAAACCAAGGGCAGGUUAUGUGUACCAUCCUCCCAGGAGAUUGGGCUCUUGAUGCAGCAGCAACAAAUGAAGUGUACCGUCCACUAUGCAGGCUCCAGGUUCUGCAAGGUCACCAUCAACUCACACACCACAGCAGGGGAGGUUGUGAAGACUUUACUUGUGAGACUCAACCUACAGAAUAGUCGUAAUCGGUUUGCUCUCUUCGAACGGAAUGUAAGUGAUGAUCAGUUUGUGGACGAUGACACAAUUGUGGCAGACAUCAUAACCAGGUUUGAAAAAUUCUCUGCUAGUGUGGCUGAGCCAGCGCCUCAGUGCAGACUGUGUUUCAAGCUGUACUGUUUCCUGGAUCCAGACCACAGCCCACAGAACAAUGUAGAACUCAGCCUUCUCUUCGAACAGGCCCAUGAGAUGGUGAUGAAAGGCUGGCUCCCUGCCCCCGAGGAAACGCUGCACACUCUGGCCGCCCUGAGGUUACAGUUUAUAUUUCAGGAUUUCACCACCCAUGUGCCGCUGCCCAAACUUCAAGAACUGUUUCCUGUGUGUGCUCUCCACACAAGACUCAAGCAGUCAGUGAAGCUAUUGCCUUCCACAAAUAAGAAGGGGCGGAGUCACUUGCUGCCAGGAACAUUGGCAAGGAGCCUCUGGGGAAACACGUGUCACAAACAAAGACUGGAGGAGGAGCAGCUGCUGAAAGUGCAGCUCAAAGAAGAGACAGCAGCCUCAAUGUCCACCAUCACUGAACAGUGGAAACGGCUUCAGGGCAUGAGCCAAGUGGAGGCAAUGACAACAUACCUCAACGUCCUGAAGGAAUGGGGAGGAUAUGGAGCCACACUGUUUGAAGUGCAGGUAUUUACGAGUUCUGCAGGGAGCACGGCUGAGACGCGGUGGCUGGCAAUCGGAGCAAGGGCUGUUUCUCUCUACAAGCAGGGAGAUACUGAAUCCGUGGAGAGUUUUGAUUACCAGCAGAUUUCAUCAUUUGAGGCAACAGAUAAGAAAACGUUCAAAAUUACUGUAAACAAAAGGGACGUGUUGCUCAAAUCCUGCAAGGUCCAAGAGAUUGCUCAGCUAAUGAAGGUCUACAGCACCAACCACGUUAGAACACGAACCCGAGCUGGCGGCCAUCCAACAAAACCCAAAGCAACCGGAGUCUUGCUCAACAUUCCCCAACAGGGUUUUAGCACAGAGCAGAGUUUUACCUUGGGAGGCAUGUGACAUGAAAGUACAAUGGGAGAGCCAUUUUUGGCAAUGGUCCCAGUUCGUUUUACUACUGCAUCAGUGGGCCUCAGCGCAUCCAUGUUAAUGCAGAAAGCAAACCUCACCUUAUUGUGCCUUAUAUUCUUCCCAACCACUUCCGAAUGAGUUGCUGAAGAAGGGAAUGGUCCCUUUUAGGGAAAUCCAAUGAAACACAAGUCGGUACAAGGUGUCCUCUAGGUCUCUACAGUCUAUAUUGCAUUGUGCUCAUGCUUAAGGUUCAGGUGAUUCAUACUGAAGAUCCAACAUAGAGCAUAAUUUUUGAAAUGUUUUUUCAAUUCUUGAAAAUACUAAGUCACAGAGUGGGGAUGCCCUCAGCUAUUUGAUUACCAUGAACACAGAAAUUGGAGAAACAGCAUUUCCUCAAAGACUGAGCAGUGGGAAAAGAAAUAGCACUAUACCACAAUCAAUGCAAAUGAGAAGAUAUUGUGGAGAGAUGCCCCUUAGCAUCUGGUAUCUCAGCAGCAGAACAAAAUCUGUAAACUCUACAAGUUACCAGCUCCCAAUCUUUACAAAGUAGUUAAUAGAGAUAUAAAGAAGUCACUCAUUCUGGACAAGGUGAUGUGUUAAAAGCAAACAGAACUGAAGCCAGAAUGUCACAACCUCGUGCCCACCAGAAAUCAGGAAAAAAUUGGGAAUGUCAUAUUUCCCUCCUUUUAUGAGUUCUAUUCUUCCCAACAUGAAGUAUUGUAACCCAGCACUAAAAUUACUGCCACAACAUGAAUAACAGGUGAAGACCUCGAGGACCAGUAGUGACAGAGAGCUGAGUCAAUCUGAAACUUGUUUUAUUGUUUGAUUUGGCGCAGGCUGAACAAUCUACGUAAAAUAACGUGUAGGAAAUUCUCUGGAAGCAGUGGGUAACAGAUUGCACUAAUUUACACAAGUCUGAAACUGCUGUAAAACAGCAUCAACACUAGAGUUCUAAGCCCCAUUGUUUAAAGCUGCUGGCAGCUUUAGUUUUACAGGGGACAACCCUUCCCUCAUAUUGUAAACCUGCUUCAUAAUAGAAAAGCAUUUUUAAAAUUUAAUUCGCUACAUUUCCUUUCUCUUCCAAUGUACAUUCACUGCACUACAUUGUACAGUUGAAUAUGUGUGCAAUAUGUAAAGGCUUUCCAGAUUAAAACAACUUACUGUAUUACCAGAAAGUUACCUGCAUCAGAUUUAUUGGCUUUGUCACAUAUAUCAGUAGUUAAUCUUCAAGCCCCAGUCAGAUCCACAUCCACAUCAAGCCCAGUGCCAUAUCAUUGGCAUACAGCACAGAAACAGGCCCUUUGGCCCACCCUGGACAUGCCUAUCCAUCUAUACUAAUCCCAUUUGCCAGCACGGUCCUUAGCCUUCUAUGCCUUGGCGAUUCACGUUAUUUGUCCAGAUACUUAACAGUGGUAAGGGUCUCUGUCUCUCCUACCUGUUCAGGCAGCUCAGUUCAAACUCCAACCACCCUCUGGGUGGAAUAAAAAUUCUUCCUUAUAUCCCCUCCUAUUCUUAUCUUAUACCUUUGCCCUCUGGUUAUAGAUACCUCGCCAGGGGAGAGGUUUACUACUGCCCACCCUAUACCCCUCAAUUUUGUACACAUCAAGACCCCCUCAGCCCUCUCUGCUCCACAGAAAACAAACACAGCCUCUCCAGUCUCUCCUCAUAGUUGAGACACACCAUCCCAGGCAACAUCCUGGUGGAGACACAAUAGACUGCAGAUGCUCGAAUCUGGUGCAAAAAUCAAACACAGCGGGUCGAGCAGCAUCUGUGGAGGGAAAAGAAUUGUUAAUGUUUCGGGUCAAGACCCUGCAUCAGGACUGAGUGGAAGAGGAAGGUAGCCAGUAUAAAGAGGAAGGGGAGGGGUGAGAUGGAGGCUGGUAGGUGAUAGUUGGACCCAGGAGGGGUGAGGGAUGAUGAGCAGAUGAAGCCAGGUAGGAAGAGGGUGAAGGUGAAGUUGGUAAGUGCCAACUGCUCCCAUGGCUUCAGAAGAUUUGCCCCCAGAUGAGUAACUCAAAUGCUCAUUGCCUACUAACCAAUUCCAUCUAC